Molecule: messenger RNA, 5212 nt
Organism: Moneuplotes crassus
Lineage: Eukaryota; Ciliophora; Spirotrichea; Euplotida; Euplotidae
Source: the annotation of a GenBank genome assembly
UCGAAAAAUUAGGCAACCAUAAUUUUUAAUUAAGCUUUGAAGGAGAACAUAUAAAAUGGCACAAAAUAUGGAAGAAUUACUAGGGAUUCCAACGCUAUCAGGUUUUGGAGUUGACACCGGCCUGGACAUGGACUAUUUGAUGGGUGGAGGCGAAGAUCAAGGCGAGAAUGCAUCAGACCUAGGCUCAAGCGUCUCUGAUGAUGGAGACUCAAAUGAUUCUGGAGAAAAAGCCAAUAAAAAGAAGUCAGAAGGGACUUUUGCAGUACCAAUGAAGAGAGGGAUAUCCAGAAAAGGAGCUAAUAUGGGAUCAUCCAUGCCAAAUCAGAGAAGUUCUCGCUCAUCAAUCAAACUCGACUUAAUUGAUAUGGAGAGGUUCAUUAAAGAUAAUCCAAAUGUUGAGUAUAAGAUUCCUGUUCUUUUCAGGUCUAAGAAGGGAGGCAUCAGAUUCAGAAUGUCAGAGAUCCUGUACCCCAGAAACCCAAAGAUUAUCGAGGAGAAUCUGGAGUACAACUAUAAGCAGAUGGAAAAUAAGCUGCUUGAUUUAAAUAAGGAGGCAAAUUAUGAAAAUCAGAAGAAACUUAAAGAUGACUUGAAGCCAAGGGAAGAGAAUCUUUUAAAGGCGAUCAGAGAAAGCUCUAUAAGAGAGCUGUUAAAGGAUUAUAUCUACUUACAUUCAGAUUUAAGUUUGGCCUCUAACUACUCCAUGAUCAAGGAGAAGAAGAAGCAAGAUCUCAAGAAGAAGCAAUAUUGCAGGAACAUUCCAAAACUUAAGAGGGAUUUUAAGAGAUCUAGAAUGUUGAGAGAACUAGAUGAGAAGAAAAGAGAUGAAGAAGAAAGAAAAGAAAGAGAAGAGAAAGAGAAGUUAGAGAAAUCCAAGGCUAAAUUUACUCAACCUAGUGAAAAUGAUAUUCCAACAAUCACUUUUGCACUAAGGAAAGAAAAUUUGCUCCUCACUACUGCUGAGAGAGCUAAUGCACUCAAUGAAAUUUGCAAAGAUUUAAACAAGGAGAGUUUGGAAAAGGAUACCAAGAAAGAGCCAAUAAAUUUGACUUCUGAGGAGCAACAAAAAUUUGAAAUGAAACCUUUCAGAUGGAACAUCCCUGAUUUAACACCAGAGGAGCUUAAAGAUAUCAAAAGAAAUGCAGACACUUCUCAACUUUAUCCAAAAGAAGAAGAGAGUAAUGAUCAGAAUCUGAAGGACUUGACUGUAAAAUAUUUGAGUAACAUUAACCCAACCACUUGGGCUCCUCAAGUGACUAGUAACACUCCAAAUGAGGAGAACAAGGGUGAGCUUGAUGCCCAAAUGGAGGAGAAGGAUGAAGAUAACAAUUCAAAGAAUGAAGAUGAUGACCUCUUCAUGGCAGAUACCAAUAAAGAACAAAAGGCCAUAAAGGAUGAUUUGUUUGAGGACGACCCCUUUGCUGAGCAAGAUCCCAAGCAUGAUGACAUUGAUGAUGACUUCUUUGCUGAAGAAAAAGACAACAAAAAUUCUAAUGCAGGAGGGGGUUCAGACGAAGGAAUCUUUGACGAGAAGGAUGAUAAAGAAGAAAAUAAGGACCAAAACAAGCAGGCCAAGAAGGACACAGAGAAAGAAUUUGUUGGAGACUUCUUCACUGAAAAGCUUAAAUUUGUGCAUCCUAUGGAAAAGGAUUCAUCAAAAGAUAAAACUCCAAAAUCGUUUAGAUACUUUGGAGAGUUACAAGAUGUAGACUCUAUCUAUCAGAGAAAAUAUGACAAUAGGAGGAAUCUCAAGAAAUUCCAUAAAGAAAUAAAAGAUCCUGUGUUUAAAUCUGUCAAGAGUAAGGAAAAUACGACCUUGGUGAGGUCUCUGAGUCUUGACAAGGGAAGAAGCGAUGAUGUUAGCAAUAAGACUCUUUCUGAAAGAAUGAUCUUCAACAAUAUCUCUAUGUACAAGUUCAGAAAUAAAAAGCUUGAUGGGCCUCUGAAGCUUGGUCUUUUAACUGAAGGAAAAUAUGAGAUGAAGAACUCUUCAAAUAAGCUUGAGAAACUUGAGCUGGCCUCUGAAGUUGAUGCUAGAAGAAAAGCUUUCAAAUAUGAAUAUGUCGAGAAUAUGGACAGCCAGUAUGAAAGAGAUGUCUUGAGAAUUCUUAAGAAAAACACUAGCAAGAAGGAAAAUGAUAAAUAUGCAUUUGAAAUCCAAGAUCCAGAGAAAGCAUCAGACAAGAACAAAUCACCUAUUAUUCAGAAUACAGAAGAUUAUGACUCCAAAGAGCUAGAUGAAAUUAGCAGCAUUGACUCUGACACUAUUGAAGAAGAAAGGAAAUAUAAAGUGAGAGAUGGGGUAUUUGGAGGGGUUUCAAAUACAUUGACUAGUUCAAGCACGACAUCAGAUUUAUUGCAGCAUGCACAGUGCUUUAAAUUUGAGCACUUUGAUAUCGAGAAUUUUACCAGAUUCCAUAGACCUGACCUUGGAGAAACAUUUAAAGAGAUAUCUCAAGAGAAAGGAACUAACAACAACAAUGAGAUGUCUACUCGUGAAAAGCUAGCGAUGCAGAUAGCAGGAAGUAACUACGCUCUUGAGAAUAGACUGAGGAACAAAAUUUUGUCACUCCCGAUUAUUCUGUCAUGUAACAGAAGGCUAAAGAAAAAGCUGAAAAAAACUGGAAUCAGGAAUGCAUAUGAAUACUUCAGUAGUAGGUCCAAGCUCACUCUGAAACAAGGAAAGUUCUUGGUAUUUGAGCAUAUUGAUCAACACCCAUUGUUCAUCAAUAACUACGGUAUGGCCUCAAGGCUCAAGAGAUACGUUUAUUCAGAUAGCUUGCUACCCCUAAAAUAUUUUAAAGAACCUCCUAAAGGAAUGGCGCAGACCAGACACAUUGGAUACUAUGGGCAGCAAAUUCUUUUAAAAGAUGAUGACAAGUUACCUUUGAUCGGUCAAAUUGAUAGAAAGAAGUAUCAAGGAUUGGCUGUUUUAGAGAACAACAUGUAUAUUGCUCCAGUGACUUAUCAAAAGCCAAAAACUACCGAUUUUGUGUGAAUCACUCAUGUGAAUAACAAAGGAAAGAGAGAAAUGCAUUUAAGAGAGAUGAAGCAAAUCUAUACAGUCGGCCAACUUGAGCCAAAGGAAGAAGUCUUUGCUCCUCAAUCAAGGAACUAUAAUGUAUUUCUAAAGAAUAGAGUCAGAGCUUUUGCAUUAAGAUUGAUACAAAACAGACCCAGACAGAAGAUUAGUUUCUAUGAGAUGAGGAAAUGUUUCCCAAUCUUUAAUGAGCAAGUACUCAAGAAAACUUUGAAGGAUAGUCACAUCAGCGUCAAUAUGGAUCAAACAUGAUAUCUUUCAACAGAUCAGUCUAUUGAAGACUUGAUUAAGAACUUGAUCACUCCUGAAAAUACCUGUCAGUAUGAGUCAUGAGAGUUUGGAGUCAAUAGACUUUACAACCUUGGAAUCGAAAGGAUUACAAAUGCUAAUAAAAUUACCUUUGCUACUGAAAAGUUUUGCUCAGAAGAGACUGAUCCAUACUAUAAGAGAUUAGCAAUGAUUAUUAAGGAAGAAGUGCUAUGAACUCCAUGGAAUCUAUCUCAGAACUUCAUCAAUAAUCAGCAAAGCAACGGUAUGAUGACUUUGAAAGGAAUCGGAGAUCCUUCAAGGGGAUAUGGAGGAUACUCUUAUCUGAAAUUGCCACUCAAAAUGUCUCAAGAUUCUCUUAAUAAAGAAGCUGUUGCUUCCAAGAGUGUGACAGGAACAGAAGCCGAUCUGAGAACACUUUCAAAGGAGCAGAUCCAUGAAUAUCUUAUUGGGUUCGGAUAUGACAAACAGUUUGAUAUCAGCAAGAUUGGAAGAUGGGAUGGAGUAAAGAUUCUCAGAGACCACUCCUCUAAAGCAGCUUCCUUUGGAGUUGCAGGAACAUUUAAGAAAUUCGCUAGAGGGUCUAGAAUGACUUCUAAAAUGCAGAGAGAAGGCUAUCAAGACCAAAUAGAUGAAAUUUUUGAUACUCAACUAAAAUACAUUGCAAACCCAGAUCCAGAGAUAGAGUCAGGAUCAGAUAUCGAAAGUUCUAAAGAAGAAGAGGGUCUUAAAACUAUGAUGAAAGAUAGCGUUCAGAAAGGAAUGAAAAGCAGCCAGAAGGAAGCUGAAAGCAAAGAGAAUAACAAAGAUGAGAACAACAUGGGAGAUAUUAAAACAUACCUUGAAUCUGACAAAGUCAAAGACAUCAAUUCGAUCCAUGAUAUCCCAGGUUACAAUAAGGAGUUCAGAGAGAAUAUGAAAGACUUUGUUGACUCUUUCAAGGAAGGAAGUCAUGAAUGCACUGUUCUCAAGAAAGUGAUUACUUCGAUUAAUUCAAUAACCAACAAACCUGAGAAAAGGAUUGUGUAUAUCUUCGAUGAUAGACACAUCAAAAGUUUCAGGAAGAGAAUAGAAAAAUGCAAAGGCAAGAGAAGAAGUAAGCCAAAGAAGAACUUAAGAGAUACCAGUGUCUUCGGACUUUCUAAAUCGAAGAAUGAUAACUCAAAUAUCAGCUUCAGGCUCGCUCCUGAUGUUGAAGAAGGCGAUAUUGAAAGCUAUAGAAGUGGAUAUGAAAGCAGUAAAUUUAGCUUAAGAAAGGAUAAGAAAGAGAAUAAAAUUUCACUGAAAAUUAUUGGAGAAGAAAGAAAAGAAGAAGAUGACGACCAAGAUUACGGCAAGAUUUCAUUCCAGACUGGAGACGCAAGUGGCAGGAAUAAGAAAAAGGAUGCUCAAAAGAAACAAUCUAAGCCUAAGAAGAAUAAUGAAGAUAUAUACCUUAAUCCUCCAAAGAAGCCUGUUGCGUCUUCAAGAAGGAGGCAAAAUACUCCUUUGAGUCAACUUAACAAUGGAGUAUUUGUUAACUUGGUUGAUAGUUGCAUCACCUUUGAUAACACCAGAAUAUUCCACGAUCCUGUGAAGAAGGCAGAUUUCCCUACUUAUUAUGAAAUGGUGAAGAAUCCAAUAGAUCUAAACAAGAUCAAAUCCAAGGCUAAGAGGUGUGAGUACAUGUCUUUAGAAGAGUUUAAGAAGGAUAUGUACCUCCUCAAAACAAACUCUGUCAUCUUCAAUGGCAACGAUAGCUUUGUCACAAAGCAAGCAGAGCAUAUUUUAGAAAGGCUGGAGACCUUGAUUAAUUUAGAGAAGAGUGAGAUCGAGUCUCUCGAGCAGAAGGUUAAGGAAGAUAAGCAGCAGGAGGAAAAUUAAGCAUUGAUAUCAUUAUUAAUCUUGUAGAAAACUUUACAUUGU